This is a messenger RNA of Polistes canadensis, 1052 nucleotides long. RefSeq names its product MOB kinase activator-like 1 (gene mats). Gene Ontology annotation, molecular function: protein kinase activator activity. The record is from RefSeq and is a predicted model, not a curated record. Lineage: Eukaryota; Metazoa; Arthropoda; Insecta; Hymenoptera; Vespidae. Gene Ontology annotation, cellular component: cytoplasm; nucleus. The transcript is spliced from 5 exons. The coding region runs from base 414 to 983 and encodes 189 amino acids. Gene Ontology annotation, biological process: hippo signaling; positive regulation of protein phosphorylation.
AGAUAGUAUAGAAAUUUCUACAAUCACGUCUAAUCGAACGUCGUGAUUCGUCCGUGAAAAGCAUCCAUCCCGUACUGACGAAACGAUCGCCUAAGUCGACGAUCACGGAAACAGCAGUUGACAAAACCUUCUGUGUGUGAUAUUGUACGGUAGUCAUCAAAAUUGUCGUUUAUUGUAUACUUGAGGGAAGAUUAUAUGUUUUAUCAUACGAAAAGUUAGUGAUAAUAAGUCAUUGUGUUAAUAAAAUUUUCAUUCCAGUUAAAAAGCCAAGCGUCAGUUCACAAUGAGCUUCCUAUUUUUUACAUUAUCCAACUCUAAAUUCAACGUUUCUGGAUUUCUUAAGUGGAAGCCGGUCGUCAAAAACCUUUAAACCAAAGAAGAAUAUCCCAGAAGGAACUCACCAAUAUGACUUGAUGAAACAUGCUGCGGCUACUCUUGGUUCUGGAAAUUUAAGAUUAGCGGUUAUGCUUCCAGAAGGAGAAGAUUUAAAUGAAUGGGUUGCUGUCAAUACUGUUGAUUUCUUUAAUCAAAUCAACAUGUUAUAUGGCACCAUAACAGAAUUUUGUACGGAGGAAAGUUGUCCAAUAAUGUCAGCAGGUCCAAAGUACGAAUAUCAUUGGGCAGAUGGUCAUACUGUGAAAAAGCCUAUUAAAUGUUCUGCUCCAAAAUACAUUGAUUAUUUAAUGACAUGGGUGCAAGAUCAGUUGGACGAUGAAACAUUGUUCCCUUCUAAAAUCGGCGUACCAUUCCCAAAGAAUUUUUUGUCAAUUGCAAAAACAAUAUUGAAACGAUUAUUUAGAGUAUACGCACAUAUUUAUCAUCAACACUUCAGUGAAGUUGUACAACUUGGCGAGGAAGCGCAUUUAAAUACAUCUUUUAAACACUUCAUUUUUUUUGUUCAGGAAUUCAAUUUAAUUGAACGACGAGAAUUAGCACCAUUACAAGAAUUGAUAGAGAAGUUAACUGCAAAGGAUGCACGAUGAAUUAUUCAUGUAAUUGUAAACCCAGAAACUCCUCCAAAGAAUCUCACCCGCAUGGUAUUUGCUAACAAA